GAGGUUAUCUUUGACCUGGCUGAAAAACGAAAAGAAUUAACAGAACUUGAAGAGGCGACGAUUGCCCCUGAUUUUUGGAGCAAUACACAACGCGUCCAAAAGGUUAACCAACGCAUCGCCAUCAUCCGAGAUGAAGUCGGGACGUACGAAGAUCUCGCCCUGAAAAUUGAAGAUAUCCAAACCCUGCUCGAACUCGCGACCGAAGAGAACGAUGGGAGUUUACAAAACGAGAUUGCCGACGGAUUGGGUGAUGUCACGCACCGUCUCGAACAGAUGGAACUCCGUUUAAUGCUAACGGGUGAGUUUGACGAGAACAACGCAAUCCUCAACAUUCACGCCGGUGCUGGCGGGAUUGACGCGCAGGAUUGGGCGGGGAUGUUGAUGCGUAUGUACCUCCGUUGGUGCGACCAGCGCGGCUAUCAGACCGAAAUCGUAGACCUCACCUCAGGAGACGAAGCCGGCAUCAAAGGAACGACAAUCCUUGUUACAGGCGCUUCGGCUUACGGUUAUCUGCAAGCCGAAGCGGGUGUGCACAGGCUCGUUCGGUUAUCUCCCUACGAUUUCAACAAGCGGCGGCAUACCUCCUUCGCCGCUCUUGGCGUGACCCCUGAAAUCGACGACACCGUGGAAGUGGAUAUCCAACCCGACGACUUACGGAUAGAUUUCUAUCGCGCAAGCGGCGCGGGUGGGCAGCACGUCAACGUCACGGACUCAGCAGUUCGGAUUACACACAAACCCACCGGACUUAUCGUCCAAUGUCAGAAUGAACGUUCGCAGCAUAAGAACCGAGAAAUCGCUAUGAAAUUACUCCGUUCCCGUCUUCAUGAGAAAUACCGUGCGGAACGGGAAGCAGAACUCUCAAAACAGCGAAGCGAACGCUUAGACAUAGACUUUGGGAGCCAAAUCCGGUCGUAUGUACUGCACCCCUACCAACGCGUCAAGGAUUUGCGCACGAAUGUCGAAACAGGGUAA
Geodia barretti is the source of this 972-nucleotide messenger RNA. The record is from the annotation of a GenBank genome assembly. Lineage: Eukaryota; Metazoa; Porifera; Demospongiae; Tetractinellida; Geodiidae.